AUGCCAGUUGCAUAUAUCAAUAAAAUCGUCGCCCAGAAACGUAAUUUUUUGGCGGCGGCUUAUGCGGCGUUGUUGGAAACUGAGCGCACAUACGAUUCAACCAAUCCAAAACCUUAUAAGAAGUUGAACCAGCCUAGGAAAGUGGAUAACUUGGAUGGGCGGGAGAAGAUGGGGAAAAUGUGGACAAAGGUCACGGAUGAGUUAGAGUGGUCGAGGAACAAAGCUAGACAAGCAAAGCUAAAGAAGCAGACGGAGAACGACGCGAAAAUUGCUGCCGAGAUGAAUGAGAAAGAAUAUGAAGCAAACAAUAUGCUCAUGGAGUGUGCCUGUUGCUUUGGGGAUUACCCUUUUGACAGAAUGACGCACUGUAAUGAAUUGCACUUCUUCUGUCUGGACUGUGCCAGAAAAAAUGCCGAGAACGAGAUUGGGAAUGGUCGAUAUAAGCUAUUGUGUAUGGACGGUUCCGGUUGUAAGACCGAGUUUUCGAGGUCGGAGAUAUUACGGUUCCUCGACGAGAAGACGCUAGAGGCGUUGGCUAAGAUUGAGCAAGAAGACGCAUUGAGGAUUGCUGAGAUUGAUGGAUUUGUUUCCUGUCCAUUUUGCGAUUGGGGAGCAAUUUGUGCGCCAGCGGAGGUUGAUAAGGUGUUCACAUGUCAGAAAGAAGGAUGCGAGAAGAGCAGCUGUAGAUUGUGCAAGCAAAUCUCCCACAUACCGAAAACGUGUGAGGAGUUUGCAAAAGAAAAUAAGCUUUCUGUCAGACACACCGUUGAGGAGGCAAUGACCGAGGCGAUGGUCAGAAAGUGCAACAAAUGCUCGUAUCCAUACAUCAAAGAGUACGGCUGCAAUAAAAUCCAUUGCAACCGCUGCAACACUUUACAGUGCUACAUCUGCUCUGAGACCAUCAAAAACUACGAUCAUUUCAACGAUCCGGCUCGUGGUGGAAAGCCUGGCAACUGUCCUCUUUUUGACAACACCGACCAGCGUCACGAGCAAGAAAUCCAAGCAGCUGCCAAAAAAGCGGUCGAAAAACUCAAAGAAACCGAUCCUGACCUCAAUGAAGAAGAUCUCCAGAUACAAGUCUCGGAUUCCGUAAAGAAGGCCGAACAAGCUCGGGUUGCCCAGUUCCAGGCCGCAAAUCCGGGUGUUGUAUACCGGCAACCUGCGCAGCCUGCACGACCUGCACAAGCAGCCGGCGUCGCUGCCUAUGUUCCAGAUGUAGCACAUCGCCGAGGCCCACUGGCUCAACGAAUUCGAGAACAUAUGCGUAACGGACUUGGUGCAGCGGCACACCAGGCUCAACAGGUACUUUUGGCCCAGCAACAGGCGUUACAAGCCCAGCAGCAGCAGCAAGCCCAUCAAGCCCAGCAGCAACAGGUACUACAGGUCCAGCAACAACAGGCACUACAAGCCCAGCAGCAACAGGCACUACAAGUCCAGCAGCAACAAGCAUUACAAGCCCAACAGGGACCUCAAGCUCAGCAAUUACUAGUACAGCGAGCCCAGCAUGCCCAGCUAGCGGCACGUGCUGCGGCCGGGGCUAAUCCGCCUGCGAACCAGAAUCCCAUGGCUUAUUACGACCCUUACAUCUACGGCCAGGCACAGCCGCAAGCGCAAUAUCGCGGGUUUCCGAAACCAGAUCUUCUACAACAGCAACAAGCGCAGCAACAAGCGCAGCAACAAGCGCAGCAGCAGCAAGCGCAGCAACAAGCGCAGGAACGAGCGCAGCAAUUAGAAGCACAACAACAACAAGCCCAGUACCGCGGUGUACUUCAUCGACGACCUCAGGCCCCGAAUCCGGCCGCGGCGGCCCUAAUAGGGAUUGGUGGAAGGUUGAAUCGGGUUGACCAAUAUAUGCAGUAUGCGAUUAAUGCGCCACAGGCAGUUAAUGGGCAGGCAGUUAAUGGGCGGGGUGUACGGCCGCCGAGGAGAUGA
Morchella sextelata is the source of this 1932-nucleotide messenger RNA. RefSeq lists its product as uncharacterized. Lineage: Eukaryota; Fungi; Ascomycota; Pezizomycetes; Pezizales; Morchellaceae. The transcript has 5 exons. The record is from RefSeq and is a predicted model, not a curated record. The coding region runs from base 1 to 1932 and encodes 643 amino acids.